UGCUUAGAUCAUAUAAGCUAAUAGCUUAGCUUAUAUCAUGACAAAAUAGAUCUAUUUUGUCAUGGCUUAUAUGGUCGAAGGUUCUAUGAUUAUAAUUUAUAAUGAAUACAUUCAGCAUUGAUUACAUAAUUGGAUUUUUAAAAAUAAAACGUGUUAGGUAUAAAAUAAAUGUAUAAUAUAGGUAUCUCCUAUAUUACUGCAUUCUAUUUUACCAACUGCCAACUAUCAAUAUUAUAGUAAUAUAGUAGUUUGCACUAGUUCGAUAUCGGUACUUCAAUUUUUAAUAUUUUAUUAUAAUUGUAAUCUGUAUUUAAGUCUAAAGAAUGAUUAUUUAAAUCCGUCCUGUAUGUGUGCUUAAGCUGUAGAUUUAGUGCUUUAAAACUCAAAUGAUAUCCAAUGAACUGGAUAAAUUACUAAUUUAUAUCAAUUGUUUAAUUUUUACUGGAAUUUCGUGUCAAAAAGUAAUAUUUCUACGUUUACUUACGAUAUCGACACUGGUGGAUUGUAAGCAUGGAUGAAUUGGAUUACGAGAAGAGUAAAAACUAUUGGUCUAAUAUCCCAGCUUCGGUGAAUGGUAUGCUCGGCGGGUUCUCCAGUUUGACGAAUAAGGACAUCAARGAUUCUGAGCUUUUCCUUAAGAAAUUGUUUCAAAUGAAAGACGGACCAUCCAAUGGUCGAGUGUUAGAUUGCGGGGCCGGCAUUGGCAGAAUAACCGAAAACCUCUUGUGCAAACACUUCAAAUGUGUUGAUAUGCUGGAACAGGACGAAAAGUUUUUGGAGAAAGCCAAACAAAAAUGUCGAGGGAUUAAUGUAGAAAACUUUUAUUGUUCUGGAUUACAGGAAUUCACGCCUGCUGACAAUCAAAAAUAUGACGUUAUAUGGAUCCAGUGGGUUCUUGGUUACAUUACAGAUGUUGAUUUGGUAGAGUUUUUAAAAAAAUGUAGUAAAUUGUUAAAUACAAAUGGCAUUAUAGUUGUUAAAGAAAAUAUUUCUCAAAACGAUGAAGGAGAAGUAGAUUCAGAAGACAGUUCGAUAACGAGGAGCUUAAUACAGUUCUGCAUUAUAUUCCAGCAAGCAAAUUUAAUAUGUAAAGCAAGCAGAACACAAAAAAAUUUUCCAUCAGAACUGUAUAAAGUUGAAAUGUUUGCAUUAAAACCAGCUGAUCAUCAAUCAAGUUCUUGAUAAAUAUAUAUGUAUAAUACUCACAAAUAUAACUCGUGAUCCUUUCAGUCUUUUAAA
This is a messenger RNA of Diuraphis noxia (Russian wheat aphid), 1239 nucleotides long. It is a transcript of the gene Ntmt, whose product is annotated as N-terminal methyltransferase. The record is from RefSeq and is a predicted model, not a curated record. Gene Ontology annotation, molecular function: N-terminal protein N-methyltransferase activity. Lineage: Eukaryota; Metazoa; Arthropoda; Insecta; Hemiptera; Aphididae. Gene Ontology annotation, biological process: N-terminal protein amino acid methylation. Gene Ontology annotation, cellular component: cytoplasm.